GACGAACAAGAUCUCACACUUCGCACACUUUUACGCACCAAACAAAUUCCGGAAAUUGAAGAAUUCGAGACGGAAACCAAACGGGAGAUUGCAGUUCAGGAAGGACUGUGGGAGCAAGAGUGUGAUGCGGUUCAGAGCAAGGAUAAAGAGUCGGACGACGAGGAAAAGUGGGAAGCGUUGAAACAAGAGUGGCAAAAAAUUUAUGAUGAUCAUGAGAACGUGUGUAAAAAAACAAGCACUUUUGUCGAGGAAAUUUUGGCAAAAGAGAAUAUGGAGGGGUUUAAACGAUUGCCGGUGCCAAGCAUUCAGAAUGAUGAUAGUGAUAAAGAACAGCUUGCGUUGGAGGAUGUAUUGGGUUUCACGUCGAGUGGAACAAAGAAUGGAAAAAUGCCUAGUGUCUUAGUACCAUUACCAUUAUAA
This is a messenger RNA of Ambispora gerdemannii, 420 nucleotides long. The record is from the annotation of a GenBank genome assembly. NCBI's taxonomy places the organism in Eukaryota, Fungi, Glomeromycota, Glomeromycetes, Archaeosporales, Ambisporaceae.